CUCGACCGGAGAUGACUUCUCGAGCGCGAAUUGACCAAUUUGAUGGCACCGAUUCUGAGUACAUUGCUUACUUAGAAUCGAAAGUGUUCGAGUUAUCUAUAAUCCGUUGCCCUUCGCCGCGGCGUUCAAAGGCGCGCCAAUUGACCGCGACUCGUUCUCCUCCGCCGCAGCGUUCACGGGUGCACCAGUUGACCACGAACCACUCUCCUCCGCCUUCUCCGCCUUCAGAGGUGCGCGGGUUGACUACGGAUCGUUCUCCUCCGAGUCCGUCGCGUUCAGAGGUGCGCGACGAAGCAACUGAUAGUUCUGAUGGCGAUGGGGCUCUUUUUAAUACCCUCGAAUUCAUCGUGUAUAAUCCGUCACAGGAUUCUUUUCAUAAUCCGGCAAAGAAGAGGCAACGAAUACAAACAAGAUGGGAGCACGAAAUGGAUGACAUGCUCAGCGACAUUCCAAACACCAAAGACUGGUCGCCAAAGAGGGAAAGCGUUGGCCUCGCAUCCUCAGCUAAGAUUCUAGUGGCGUUGGACGUCAUUAUACACGGCAGAGGUCCACAAAUGGAUCUUAACGCCGGCCAGAAAGAUCUAUCAGUUGUUUGCUACGAUCGUUCAAAUGCUAUUCUACAGCUUCUAAACACCUUCGCCAUCACUACGGCAGCACUGCAAAUUGAGACGACAUUUACGAGACAGAUAUAUCGCUUCCGCGUUUUCGUGUUCGUCUCUUUGUGUUGUGUCGCACUACAUCAUGGCGUGGAAAAGAGAUUUGUUGAGGAGGCCAUGCAGAAAUGCGUUAGCGAUUCAUGUGGAAAGAACCUUACGCGACUCCGAAACGGGGCGCUAUGGGUCAAUCGGAUGAUGAGUACGUUAGCAGCAGAUGGUCGUGGCCAUCGAGCGUACGAGCUUUUUGUUCUUUGUGGUCGAUCAAUAGCCUGCUACGGUCGUUUUGCGCAGGCUGGAGAAUCUGGAUUUUCUUACUUCAGUAGCCGUGUCCCAAUCUGCAAGCCAGGACUCGAGAUACAAGCUUCCCUACCUUUCUGGGUUCCAUUCAUCAUCAAGUCGAUAGCUGGUGAGGUCUACAGUCUCUCAGAUAUAUGUGUUGCUCUCGGCGACGGUGCAGAUUCACAGAUAGACCAUUAUCCACGAUAUCUCCGAAAUUACCACAGUAGGCGAAUACCACCACCUCCGAAUGUCCACCCUGAAAUUACAGCAACUUCAACAGGACAUUCUAGUACUGACGGCCUCGCUGGAUGUGGAGGUGGUGGGGAGGAGGAAACUCGCACUAACUCCAAUUCGAUACUCUCUCUGUUGACAGCCGCAGAGUACAGUCAUGGCUACUUGCCGGUAUUGGUGCCAGAGCAGCAACCGCUUUUGGACAGAGAUUUGGUGAAUGGAACGCCAAACUCGGCUCCGUUGCAACCAGUCAUGACAGGAGGCCCUGCCUUAUACACUAUGGAACGACCUAUGGAAAAAAGGCGCAGGUCAAUCUUACCACAGGUCGAGCACCAACAAAGCACCAGCAGUCAAGCUCCCAGCAAUAGGCGGAUGAGAGGUAAUUCUGCCGAACAAGAAGAACAAUUCCGUCAAAGUCUCCCAGAGACCAACUUAGCUUCUACCGACGCUUCUCUACUAGACGUGAUAAAUUCAUCAGAAGGCCCGAAUUCAUCUGCAGGUAAUGCACAGUCCAUCGAAAAUCAGAAAAUGAACCAAGCCAGUGCACCAACCACUACACCAGGCCCCCUAGACCCUCAGCAAUUUGAACCCAGUAGAGUCUCAGAAGGUGCAGGUAUUGCCUCUAUGGCCAUGGAUUCGAGUGGCUUCUCCAAUCUACCUUGGCCGUCUUCAGAUCUAACCUAUAACAAAAAUAUUGCCAAUGACGAUUCGGCAUUUCCCUUCGAUUUCGACUCCAGCCAUUACCUCUCGAACUUCUCCUUCAACUACAGUGACGCCCAUUUACUUUCGAACAUCACAUUUCAGUACGACCCAUAUGAUAUGACCAGCAUCCCCUUUCCAACGUCCUCCAACACCUAAUCACACUAUAACGAACAUGAGGUCUAUUUUCGGACUAAUAUAGACUCCGGUGGUGAUGUAGGUACUUUGACCUGGUAUCAAAGGACAGUUCGAUACGGCUGGCUUAGUGCCUUCAUCGACUCGGAUCGGAAUAAUGUAUGCAGGACCUUUGUCGCUGUAAAAUGGUGCGGAUUUGGGACCGGGAAUCCUCACGACCGAAACCCCCUGAUAGAGUUAGCAAUACUCUAGAAACUCAACUUAAUGAAAUACCUUGUUUGUGACUAGAUCUAACUCCUCAAGCAAAGGUUUUAUAGUCUUGUACAUCUGGGGAUCAACACAGAGAUGAAAAUCCUCCGCGUGUGGUGUGAACAUAACCGGUGGCGCUUCGGUAGACAGCCAGUCUUGUAUUGCUUUCAAUGACCUUUGUGCCUGUUCUCCAAGCUGGCGCUGCUGUAGAUGCACCUUAUCCGAGGUAGUUACGGACAUCUUAGUUCUGAGAUGCGAGCGUGUUUGAUGGCAAAGCCGAUCGUUUUUGGGCCGACCGCGAAAGAUACAACAAAGGCUUUGCGCCAGAAUCUUGGUAGCUCGUACGGUAGCGGAAAAUUGGGAAUAUUAAAGACUGUCCUUGGUGGUUUGUCUUCGCAGAAGAUAGAGUGCCUGACGCUGGGUUGGGUAGAGGUACAUUUCUUGCCUUUAAAAUCGUACGACCGCCCUUUCGCGAUAACUUCACGUUGCGGGGCACGGUUUACUAGUGUCAAGGUCACGUGAAGAUGAAUGACUCUAGCAUAAUCGGCACGGGUCAGUAACUUCGUGAUGAAACUCGCAACGGAACAUAUUAUUCUGUGGCAAAGAGGCUGGAUGAGUGGAGGACUUUUUUUUAGACGUUGCAUGAACUCAUCUAUGGGGGGUUGAAAAUGGCAGGAAUAUGACGAUUGGAUGGUGAUAGGUUUCGGCCAUAACUGAACAAGUUGGGCAGUAGCGCAUAACUCACCAGUGAACCGUUUUUGCUGUGGAUGCCAAGUCGAGGUAAUGGAUUACGUGGCAAAGUUUGUGAUGGUGUCUUGCAAAUCACCCUUGUGUAGUUUUCUAGUGUGGCAACAUACUUUAUGGAUGAAUUCUUCUCUCGUGUGUAGACACUUCGUCCAACGUGGAUGUGGUCAAUCACAACCAAUUCAGGCAUCUACUGGAGCGAAAUCGCAGUGUUUGGAGCGGUGCUAUCGACUGGAGCGAGCGCCUGUCCUCGAGUACGUUGAUUGGAUGAUGUGAUAGAGAGCUACUGUAAGGCAACGACCGGAGCCACCAGCGACUGCCUGGCUGGGAUACCAUUUUCAUAUAGCCAA
This is a messenger RNA of Pseudogymnoascus destructans, 3343 nucleotides long. RefSeq lists its product as uncharacterized. The transcript has 5 exons. The coding region runs from base 12 to 2024 and encodes 670 amino acids. The record is from RefSeq and is a predicted model, not a curated record. NCBI's taxonomy places the organism in Eukaryota, Fungi, Ascomycota, Leotiomycetes, Thelebolales, Thelebolaceae.